ACCAGUAGUAUACCUAUCCUCACCAUCCAGUAUCCAACCUACACCAUUCCAAGGGCUUUGUCACUUCCUCGUAGCAACAUGAUGGCCGGUCUACAAACAGCUAAGAAAGACCUUCGCAGAAAAAUGCGCGAUGUUCUACAAAAGAUCCCCGCAGAUUCUAUCGUCAAUCAAUCUAGAAUUGCCGCAAACAAGCUGUUCUCUCUAAGUGAAUACCAAAAUGCAAAAAGAAUUGGAGUUUAUUUGUCAAUGCCAUCAGGAGAGCUAUCAACUACAGCCAUUGUGCAAGAUGCUUUGAUAAACGGCAAAGAGGUCUUCAUACCCUAUAUCCAUAAUGUGGAGCUGUCAUCGACACAGCAGAAGGCAUCCAUCAUGGACAUGUUAGCCUUGAAUUCCAUGGAAGAAUUCAAUUCUCUCACUCCCGACAAAUGGGGAAUUCCAUCUCUCGCGAAAACUCAAGUUGGUACAAGAAAGAACUGCCUCGGCGGUAUGGGAGUUUCCUCCUUAGGAUCGGAUAAAACUACAGAUGAAGACUGGGGACUAGAUCUGAUUGUUAUGCCAGGAAUGGCCUUCGAUCUCGAAUUUAGAAGGCUGGGUCAUGGUAAAGGAUAUUAUGAUCAUUUUCUAACUAGGUACUCCAAAGAGGUUGAGAGUAAGACAACGACGCCAAAAAUGCCUUUACUUGUUGCCCUCUCUCUCAUGGAGCAAACUCUGCCCUCGACCGAACAGAUACCCGUUGCAAACCAUGACUGGCCAGUAGAUGUUCUCAUCGUCGGCGACAAUGGGUGCCUCGUCCGUCAUCACUAAUCUGU
Aspergillus nomiae NRRL 13137 is the source of this 809-nucleotide messenger RNA. Its product is annotated as 5-formyltetrahydrofolate cyclo-ligase. The transcript is spliced from 3 exons. The record is from RefSeq and is a predicted model, not a curated record. The annotation marks the transcript as partial. Gene Ontology annotation, molecular function: 5-formyltetrahydrofolate cyclo-ligase activity. Gene Ontology annotation, cellular component: mitochondrion. Gene Ontology annotation, biological process: folic acid-containing compound biosynthetic process; tetrahydrofolate interconversion. NCBI's taxonomy places the organism in Eukaryota, Fungi, Ascomycota, Eurotiomycetes, Eurotiales, Aspergillaceae.